UCUAACCCUCUCAUCCUCUCUUAUCUCAAAUCGAGAGCAAGCGUCUCCGUUGGAAACCCUAGAAGUCGCGGCCUUCUUCGAUUCGCCGACAACCCUCGUCCCUAUUUAGAUCAAACCCUAAAGGCAUUUUCAAAUUUCUAGUUCCACCGCUAUGGCAAUGGAGAUUACUCAACUCCUAUUAUCUGCCCAGUCUCCUGAUGGGCAGAUUCGAGCAUCUGCAGAAGGCACCCUCAAGCAGUUUCAGGAGCAGAAUCUUCCCCAUUUCCUGUUCUCUUUGUCCGUGGAGCUAUCAAAUGAUCAGAAACCUCCUGAAUCUCGAAGGCUUGCUGGUCUCAUCCUUAAAAACUCUUUGGAUGCAAAGGACUCUGUUAGAAAAGAAGAGCUAGCCCAGAGGUGGGUUAGUGUUGAUUCUUCAGUCAAAGCUCAAAUCAAGGAAUCUCUAUUGCUGACCCUCGGGUCAUCUAUUCCUGAGGCAAGGCACACCUCAUCACAAGUGGUUGCCAAAGUUGCAUCCAUUGAGAUACCUCGACGGGAGUGGCAAAACCUUAUUGAGCGAUUACUAACCAACAUGAAUCAGCAGGGUGCACCGGAAUCCCUAAAACAAGCAAGCUUGGAGACGCUGGGGUAUGUUUGUGAGGAAGUUUCCUAUAAGGAUUUGGAGCAAGAUCAAGUGAAUGCCGUUCUCACUGCUGUGGCCCAGGGCAUGACUCAGCCAGCUCACAGCUUUGAAGUCCGCUUGGCUGCUGUUAGAUCACUAUAUAAUGCUCUGGAGUUUGCUCAAAGUAACUUUGAAAAUGAGAUGGAGAGGAGUUAUAUCAUGAAGGUUGUGUGUGAAGCUGCCGUAGCAAAAGAGGUUGAAAUUAGACAAGCAGCUUUUGAGUGCCUGGUUUCCAUAUCUUCUAUGUAUUAUGAGGUUCUAGAGCCUUAUAUGGACACUCUUUUUAAUUUGACAGCAAAUGCUGUGAAAGUAGAUGAGGAGCCUGUUGCUCUUCAAGCUCUUGAGUUCUGGAGCUCCAUUUGUGAUGAAGAGAUUGAAAUUCAGGAAGAAUAUGGCGGAGCUGAUGCUGGGAGCUCUGUAGCAGCACAUUCAUGUUUCAUUGAAAAGGCUCUUCCUUUGCUUGGCCCGAUGUUGUUAGAAACAUUGCUGAAACAAGAGGAAGAUCAGGACCAAGAUGAUGGAGCUUGGAACUUGUCUAUGGCUGGUGGAACCUGUCUUGGACUCGUCGCAAGGACUGUUGGUGAUAAAAUUGUGCCCCUUGUGAUGCCUUUUGUGGAGAACAACAUAACAAAGCCUGAAUGGAGGAAUCGUGAAGCUGCAACAUUUGCAUUUGGAUCCAUUCUUGAAGGUCCUUCUAUUGAAAAGCUUGCCCCGCUUGUUCAUACUGGACUUGGGUUUCUUCUCAAUGCUAUGAAAGAUCAAAACAGCCAUGUCAAGGAUACGACAGCCUGGACUCUAAGCAGGAUAUUUGAGAUCUUGCAUUGUUCAAACAGCUCUCAUCCUGUGAUAACAGCGGAGAAGCUUCCACAUAUCAUAUCGGUACUGUUGGAGAGUAUUACUGAUGCUCCUAAUGUAGCUGAGAAAGUUUGUGGGGCCGUUUAUUUUUUGGCUCAGGGGUAUGAGGAUGCAGAGCUAGAUUCCUCAAUGCUUACGCCUUACCUUACCAAUAUUAUUGCCGCUCUGCUUUCAACAGCUGAUCGUACAGAUACCUAUAGCCCCAGGCUUCGGACAUCUGCCUACGAGACCUUGAAUGAGAUUGUCAGGUGCAGCAAAAUACCUGAGACAUCAAAUAUUAUAGGACAGCUACUCCUUGAAGUGAUGACCAGACUUGGCAAAACAGUAGAUCUUCAAAUUUUGUCUUCAGAUGACAGAGAGAAGCAAAGUGAUCUUCAGGCAUCGCUGUGUGGUGUUCUUCAGGUGAUAAUUCAGAAGUUGAGUGGUAAUGAAGAAACCAAAGCCAUAAUACUACAGGCUGCUGAUCGCAUUAUGGUUUUGUUUCUCCAAGUUUUUGCCUGCCGUAGUUCCACUGUUCAUGAAGAAGCAAUGCUUGCAAUUGGAGCCCUUGCUUAUGCUACCGGUGAGGAAUUUGCUAAGUACAUGCCUGAUUUCUGUAAGUACCUAGAUAUGGGUCUGCAGAACUUCGAGGAAUAUCAAGUCUGCUCUGUCUCAGUUGGUGUUGUUGGAGACAUCUUCCGUGCUCUGGAAGACAAAGUUCUUCCUUUCUGUGAUGGUAUAAUGACUAAUCUUCUCAAAGACCUUUCCAAUCCCAUGCUUCAUCGCUCUGUGAAACCUGCUAUUUUAUCUUGCUUUGGGGACAUUGCUCUUGCAAUUGGGGAGAAUUUUGAAAAGUAUCUUACAUAUGUAAUGCCCAUGCUACAAGGAGCUGCGGAGCACUGUGUUACACAUGAUGCUUACGAUGAAGAUAUUGUUGAGUACAGUAAUCAGCUCAGACGUGGAAUCUUUGAGGCUUACUCUGGUAUACUUCAGGGAUUCAAAAGUUCAAAGGCUCAGCUCAUGGAACCCUAUGCGAACUAUCUUUUGCAGUUUACAGAAGCUGUUUUCACAGAUAAAAAUAGGGAUGAGGGAGUCACAAAAGCUGCAGUUGCUGUAAUUGGGGAUCUUGCUGAUGCUCUUGGACCAAACACUAAGAUUUUAUUCAAGGACCGCACGUUCCACAUGGAGUUGUUGGGUGAGUGUCUUCAGUCCGAUGAUGAUCAGUUGAAGGAGACGGCAACUUGGACUCAGGGGAUGAUUGGUCGUGUCUUGGUUUCAUGAAGUGAAAGCACCGUCAGCCGGGUUUUGGUUUCAUGAGGUGAAACCACUCUUGCAAGAAAAAGAAAAUGUAGGUUGUUGUUACGGUGUCGUGUUGUUUUUCUUUUCUUUAAAGCACUCAAAAGAUCAGAUGUCUUCAAUUAGUCAAGCGUAGGUACUUUUGUUAGUCCAACAUUCUUUUUCUGUUUUCAUGGGUUCUGUUAUAUUGGUGACAUUGGCGUCUUUGGUUCUUGAAAAAGUAAUUCAAUGUCCUAAUUGUCUUUAA
Molecule: messenger RNA, 3035 nt
Organism: Asparagus officinalis (garden asparagus)
Lineage: Eukaryota; Viridiplantae; Streptophyta; Magnoliopsida; Asparagales; Asparagaceae
Product: importin subunit beta-1-like
Exons: 3
Coding region: 152-2773 (873 amino acids)
Biological process (GO): protein import into nucleus
Cellular component (GO): cytoplasm; nucleus
Molecular function (GO): small GTPase binding; nuclear import signal receptor activity
Source: RefSeq, a predicted model, not a curated record